Portunus trituberculatus (swimming crab) is the source of this 6207-nucleotide messenger RNA. RefSeq lists its product as uncharacterized. The record is from RefSeq and is a predicted model, not a curated record. Gene Ontology annotation, molecular function: calcium ion binding; protein binding; G protein-coupled receptor activity. Lineage: Eukaryota; Metazoa; Arthropoda; Malacostraca; Decapoda; Portunidae. Gene Ontology annotation, biological process: G protein-coupled receptor signaling pathway; cell surface receptor signaling pathway; homophilic cell-cell adhesion. Gene Ontology annotation, cellular component: membrane. Bases 439 to 5745 code for a protein of 1768 amino acids. The transcript has 23 exons.
GAGGAUCUGGCAGCUAAGGUCAGGGGUGGCGCACAGACCCUCCCGCCCUCCUGGCAGUCGACAACCAACUGUCGACUUGUACGGACGUGUGGCGCGGUGGGGCUCGCUCAGCAGUUAGCGGCGGCAGUCGUGGUGCAGCAAGGUGUAGCGUGGCAAGGGGAAUCCUCUCAUCUUCUCACUGCCAUUGUAAUUGCCGGACAUUUUGUUACGCUGUCUUGUAACAAAGUUGACGGCUACCGAUUCAUGAAGUUGGUUUGCAUUCAGUAAACCCCAAGAGGAACUGUGUAUACAUUUACUGUUCAGUGCGACAAAGUGCAAAAGUAUCCCUGUUUGCCGGAACAAGAACAAGUGGCGACGGCGUGCCAUGCGAGGCGCGGGGCGCCUGGCGAGAGAGCAAGAUUGAGUGAUAGACAGACGUACCGAGCAGGCAGCUCAGCCAUGGCCGCCGUGUCUGCCUGGGGGCGCCUCCUGAUGCUGGGGCUGGUAGUGGUUUCCUCUGUGGCUUCAGAAGAGCUAUGGCUGGAGCAACCACCACGACCGCCAAGGGUGUACUCUGCCGCCCCAUCAGGUGUGGAGGUGACGGUGUUGAGGGCGGUGAGCUUCCUCCCUUACGCUGGCACCCACACCAAGGACCCGCGCUUCUCUCUCCACCGCUCCAACAAGACCGACCACCAGUACUUCACCAUAGAUGAGACCACCGGCGUGAUAAAGACGGCCAGGUACAUGAAUCGGGUGGUGGGGGAUGACUACUUCGUGAUCGUGAUGGUGCUGGAGUCAGGCUUGGCCAGUAAGAGGGAUCUGAAUAUCACUGUCACCCGCUAUAACCAGUUCGCCCCAAUCCUCGGCAUGCAGCACUACAGUGCGGAAGUGGCAGCGACAGCUGGGACAGGCACUCGUUUGCUGACUGUGACAGCCACUGACCAAGACUCAGUCGACUAUAACCGUGCCAUACACUUCUUCUUGGCUGACCCUUACAAGACGCCCUUCACCUUGAACCCCUUCCUUGAUCCACCAGCAUGGUCCCCGGUGCGAAUGGACCCCCUCACUGGGGACCUAAGAUUGGCACGAUCCCUGCACCUCACACCCUCACCUCUGCACCUGCUGGUAGGGGCUGUGGAUGGUGGCUCCCCGCAGCGGUACAGCCUGGCCAACCUCACCAUCUACAUCAGGGAUAUGCCAGCUCCUCGCUCAGUGGUCAUAACAAACAGCUCGGAGUCCAGCCUGACAGUGUGCUGGUCACCCCCUGCCCUGGGCACCCCUGAAGGCUACAUUCUCAGCUAUGUACCAGCAGACAGUUCAAGUAAUCCAGGUGAUGGCUUUCUCAAUCUGACAACUGAACAGCUCCAUCAAAAGUUGACUGGGUGGAAUAAUGACCAGGAGACACCAACGAGGGGUGACGGUCUGGUCAAGGUGUACCGCUACUGUGCGGUGGUUAGCGGUCUGCUCAGGUGGACAGAAUACACAGUGGGUGUGCGAGCUUGGGCAGGCCAGGAGCUGUCUGUUGCUGCCAUUCCCGUGAAAGCAACCACUACAAGUAACUGUGAGUAUAACCCCUGCAAUCACCUAGGACGGUGCCAAAAUCAUACAGAUGGCUCCUACACCUGUGACUGCCUGGAUGGUUUUUAUGGACUAAACUGCACCCUGCUGAACCCCUGUGCUGCUGUAGCCACCAACCCCUGCACCAAUGGCGGGUCAUGUGUCAGUGAGAGAAGUGCACAGUAUGAGUGUGCGUGUCCUGAGGGGUUCUAUGGAUUGCUGUGUGAGGAUCGUGAUCCCUGCCAUCCCAAGCCCUGUCUGCAUGGUGGAUCCUGCACCAACCUGACACAAACCACCUUCUUGUGUGUGUGUCCUGCUGGGUACACAGGAAAGAAAUGUGAAACGGAGGUCAAUGAAUGUGACCCAAGCCCAUGUAAGCGUGGUGAGUGCACCGAUCUGCUUAACGACUACCAUUGUCAGUGCCCAAGGGGCUGGGGAGGCAAGAAAUGUGAUGUGGAUUUAGACGAGUGUGCCUCCUCCCCCUGCUUCAAUGGAGCCACCUGUAUUGAUGGACAAAAUUCAUACGUGUGUGACUGUGCCCAUGGGUACAGUGGCAUCAGGUGUGGUAUUCCAGAAUCCUGCCCUGCCCAGACAACUCUUCAAAGUACUGGUGAGUUCCACUGGCCUGCCACUCACCAUGGGGAGAGUGUCACCAUAUCCUGCCCCUAUGGAGUUCUAAUAUCUGCCACUGAAGACAGAGGUACAACCAAGACCACACCAUUCCCUCAAAUGCCACCAACAUUGCCCACAAAUGAAGAUGAUGGUUUGGAGAAUGAAGCAGCUUUGUCCUCGACAGAGAAUCCACAAAUGUCAAAGAUGACAACUACAUUUGCUGAAUGGGAGGGUGGCAGUUUCCAGAUCAAGCGAAAAUCAAGAGAUGUUUAUCCUUCUCUUUCAACUCUGGUUGACGAGUAUGAGAUUUCGCAAAGCCUUCCUACGCAACGUAGUCUUGAAGAAAGAAGACGUCGCAUUCUGGCAUCUUUGUCUUUUUCUCGCAGGCAGUCUAGAAAAGAACAAGCCAGACGUGGUACAGAGAGGCAAGAUAGGCAGAGGUUGAAGUCUCAUUCUUCAAGAGAAAAUGAGAAGACACAAACAAACUCAAAGGUAGAAGAAGAGCAAGAUCAGAAUGUUAGAAAGCAAAUUGAGGGAGAGCAAGAAACCUAUAAGGAUCUGAAAAUUGGAACUGAUGUUCCAGAAAAUUUAACUCUUCGAACGGGAAUCAAGACAGACUUGAAAGACCAGAAAAAGAAAAAUGUCAGUGGAAUACAUGAAAAAUCUGAACACUUUCAUGUCAAAAGAAGUAAGUUAGAUGGGCAGGAAGAAAAUCUUGCAAAUAUUGACAUAUCACCAGCUAGUGUAAGAUAUCUUAGAAAGGCAAUUCGGUCCUGUAUACUUCUACCAAAUGGUAACGUUACAUGGAAGGAACCUGAUACCAGCAUGUGCCGGGAAGAAGCAAUGCAGAAGGCAGAAAGGGCUGCUGAGGAGGUGGCAAACCUAACAGCCUUCCCUUCAGCUGUUGACUCGGAGAUGUUCACUCGUGCUGCAGGCCAGUUGGCUAUGAUAGUCGAUCAUGCUGUUAAGGAUCCAGCUGUAGCGAGCAAAUUAGUAGAAUCCCUGAGCAACAUGAUGGAGGUGAAUGACUCGGUAGUAGCUGCUGUGGAUAAGAAAAGCAGUGUAACCAAGCAGAUUCUGAAGACAAUCAAUACCUUCACCCAGAAUGUUGCCUUAGAAGUUGGAAAGCAUGUUAAAUAUGGAUCACAGCAUCUGAUAGUUGAAGCAAGGCUACUGAACUCAUCAUUGGGAGAAAGCAUCAUGUUCUCUGCUAGCCAGGAAGGAAGUGACCCAUCACUAUCACACUCUAGUCAUGCACCCAACAGUGAUAUGAACUCAUCAGUACCUAGUCAGAAAUUGAGACCAUACAUAUCCUUACCACCUCAAGCUCUAGAGUUGGCUGGGACAAAGAAUGUGCGAUUAGAAUUUGUAUCUUUUGCAAAUGAUAAAUUCUUCCGGAGUCAACAAGCUUCAGGGCUACCAGUAAUUGCUGCCAAAAUUACCAAUACUGAAGUCAGCAAUCUGAGUCACCCAGUCUUGUACCACAUUCCUUUGGCAGCCUCUCACACUUCAGAACUUGUUCAUCCUGUAUGUGUGUUUUGGGAUGAAAAAGAGCAGGAAUGGUCAAGUGAUGGCCUCAACAUGGUGCAGAGUGAUGGGAAGAUGUUUUGCCAGGCCUCACACCUGACUGCAUUUUCAAUAUUACUGGACCCAGUGCCUGCACGCAAUGGCUCUCAUGCUAAAACUCUGUCUAUCAUCACAUAUAUUGGAUUAAUCAUAAGUACAGGAGCACUUAUAGCUACAGUUGCAACAUAUGCCUUAUUCAGAACUUUGAAUCGAGACCGCAGUGGUAAAAUUGUGAUGAACUUAUCCCUUGUCCUGCUGCUACUCAACAUUGUGUUCAUCAUUGCUGCCAAUCUCAAGCCUCCUUCAGUGGCCUGCAUGGCGCUAGCUGCAACACUUCAUUACCUGGUAGUGGCAGCCUUUGCUUGGAUGCUGGUGGAAGCAGCCAACAUGUACCAGCUCCUCAUUACAGUGUUUGCCUCUGCUGAAACUCAUUUUAUGGCCAAACGUGUUGUUACAGCUUGGGGAAUUCCUGUAGUUUUGGUGGUAAUAGCACUUGCUAUUGACAAGGAUGUGUAUGGAGAUCCUGCCCAUGGCCACUGUGUCAUUAAUCCCAUGUCCAAUCCAGCCGUCUAUUACUCCACCUACUUGGGUCCUAUAUGCCUUGUCCUGCUGGUGAACUGUGUGGUGUUUGUCUUAGUAACACGAGUUCUAUGUCAACGUCGGCCACGCUCAAACAGGCAUAGGACAACAUCUAGCACCCCAUCAAUGGAGCUACCCAUCACUCUGGCACAGGUUCGAGGAGCUGUGACAGUUGUGGCAUUGCUGGGAAUCACAUGGGUAGCUGGUGCAUUAAGUAUUGGUGGUGCCCGACUUACACUGCAAUAUCUUUUCUGCCUGACAACACCUCUGCAAGGAUUGAUUAUUUUCAUUGUGCGUGUGGCUCAAAAUGCAGAGGCUCGAGCAUCUUGGGUAGCGUUGCUCACCACACGAACUCUCCGUCGCCGGCCUGCUACCCAUACACCUUCUACCCACACUUCUGAUCACAGUCAUUCAACUUUGUCAACUACUAAUACAGCAAGGAAUAAUCAUUCAUCUACACACACAACCUCAACAAAAGUUUCACUCAGAACUUCUGCUAAAUCCAUUGCCAAUAACCAGAGAAAUGGCUCUAUUAAAUCCUUGAAAACUAAAAAUGGAACCAUAAGCAAUUAUUCUUCAAAAAAUGAGAAGGGUCAUGAAACUGAUUCAGUUAUGGGUACAAUCUUUGCACGGCUAUUCAUGCGUCUAAGCAACAGUCCCCAUACAAAUGGAAAUGAUAAUCCUUCAAACUCAAAAAAUAUUUCCAAGAUAAAGCCAGACUUAGCUUCAGUAACUCUUCCUGAACUAGAAUGUCCAAGUAGAUUAAACCAAGAACAAUCCUAUUUUUGUGAAGCCAUUCCAGAAAAGUCACAUCGCUCCAGCCACAAGAACAAAGCCAUGCAUCGUCCUCAAUCACUUGUGCUUCUACGCACAGACAGUCAUGGCAGUGUAAUGGCCACCCAAUCAUCCACUUUGUCAUCUCAGGAUUGUAUUAAUCCUCAGUUUCCUCUACUUUCUUCUAAUUUUCUGCCUGAGGAAUUGAUGGAAGUUGGAAUUCCCUCAUCAAUGGUACCAAGGAGAUCUCUUGGCUCCCUUAUGCUUACUGCAGGAAGCAAAGAGGGAGACGAUUCAUCGUGGCACUUUGUGAGGCCUCCACCUGAUGGCCACAGCAAUCCAGUUAGUGAAGGGGAGAGUGUUCUUGUGGAAACUAACCACAGUGCUGUAAGUACGAGUACAAAAGGGGAGGGAGAUUGUGAGAAACUCAGUUCUAAAACAAUGGAAGCUAGUGAAUCAAAAAGCCACAAUGGCUGCAUUGUUCUCUCUGGACAACGAGUUACAACAAAUAACUCUGCCAUAUCUGUAGGUGGAGGAAAGACUGUAGCUCCAAAUCUUACCAGAGCAAACAGUGAACUUCAUGUGAACUCAUCACUUAUCAAUCAUGCUGAUUUGCGACGUUCUGCUUCAGUGUACACAUUAGGAGAGUGGGAAGAUCCAAGAUCAUCAAUAGUUUAAUUGAUUUGUUACCUCAUGUUAAUUAAUUUUCACCCAAAGAGUUGGAACUUAAAGACAAUAAUGUGAAGUAAUGUUGCAUUGAAAAUGAACUAUUUGCAAUUAUGAUAUUUGCAUGUAUAACUGAUAUGAGUGAAUAUUAUCUAUAAACUAUUUAUUAUAUAUUUUAGGAAACUAUAAAGAUAUUGUACUAUCUUAGGUUUUUGCAACAUGUAAGGGUCAACGCUAGAAAACUUGAAUAAUUUGUGGUUAUACUGAGUGUGCUGUUUUUUGGCCUUAUGCUGCACUGUUUUGGUCAAGUAGUGGCCCUGUUUAGCUUCAUUCAGGAAGAUAUUUCACAGUUCCUUCUCUACUCCACACAGGUAAUGCUAACCUGAAGAACUCUUCAGCAUCCUAAGGCCUUAUUUCUAUGUAUAUAAUUAUAUAUAAAUAUAUUAUAUCUUAAUAAAAAAGUAAUUGCAAGAA